This is a messenger RNA of Drosophila innubila, 904 nucleotides long. Its product is annotated as cilia- and flagella-associated protein 299-like. The coding region runs from base 140 to 847 and encodes 235 amino acids. Lineage: Eukaryota; Metazoa; Arthropoda; Insecta; Diptera; Drosophilidae. The transcript has 2 exons. The record is from RefSeq and is a predicted model, not a curated record.
UAUUACAGUUACAAUUCUACAUUGGAACCUCUAACAUACACACACUAAAAAUAUUUAAAAAAAAAAAAUAAAUAAAAAUACGAAAAAUACAUUAAAAAAAAUUAUAAUCUUAAGAACACCAAAAAAAAAUAGGAAGAAAAUGGCUGCCUUACGACCAGACUUCACUUUACUUAAUUUUAAUACGUAUUCCGAAUAUCUUAAAUCAUUCCAAAGCAUCAAGGAUCAACGAUAUAUCGAUGAUGAGAAAACCAUAAAUGCUUUGGUAAAGCUUGGAUACAGCAAUGCUGGCAGAAUCUACGAGGAGGAUGAGUUUAAAAAAUGCAAAGAAAUGACACUCGAAGUGAUUAAUCCAAAAAUUAAGCUGUGUCUGACGAGUGGCCAUCUGGUAAAAGGAGAUGAUCCAGCUUUAUUGGCAUUGGCGGAACGUGAAAAACCCAACUUAUUGAAAAAACUUUCGACCAUUAUCUUCAUAGUUGUACGACUGCCAAGCGGGUUUGAUGUAUCCAGUUACAAGGAUUAUGAGCACAGUUUGCGGCAAUUCGAUAUGAGCACUCGUGGGUCAACAAAUUGGAAGGGAGUUUUUCAGGGAACCCAUAAAUUGCGUCCCAGGCCAAGCGACUUGAGCUUCUACGAUACGCAAAAAAAAUAUGUCACCUAUAAUGACAGUGAUAAUUAUCAUACGUUGUCAAUAGGACAUUCGUUAUUAUUCCUGCACAAGGGUGAUCACAAGAUGAUUGUGCCAGAGCAAAAACCAUCUCUCCAAACAACUGCCAAGCGAACAAUGUUUUUGUCUCCAGUUUUGGGUACUAUAAUAUUAUACGAUCACAUUGUACGAAAACCUGUGUAAGAAAUAAUCACUUGAGUGUAUAUGAUGACUAGCAGAUAAAGUUGAGUAUCAGAAAUC